UCGGGGUGACACCCGACUGAGCAAAUUCCCUUCUGCGGACAGGAAUGACUGGCGCCUGUGACAACCGUUACAGUAUUGUGUCCUCUGAAGAAGACGGGCUGAGGUUGACAACCAUGCCAGGAAUCAAUGGAUAUGGCAACGGGAAGAUCCACACGAGGAGGAAGUGCCGCAGUCGCUUUGUGAAGAAGAAUGGGCAGUGCAACGUGCAGUUCGCAAAUAUGAGCGACAAGCCACAGCGGUACAUUGCCGACAUCUUCACCACGUGCGUGGACGUGCGCUGGCGGUAUAUGCUGCUAAUCUUCUCUCUGGCCUUUCUCAUCUCAUGGUUGGCCUUCGGCCUGGCCUUCUGGCUUAUUGCACUGAUCCAUGGAGACCUGGAGAAGCCCACGGGGGAUGAGAGUUUCAUACCCUGCGUCUCGCAGGUGAAUGGAUUUAUCGCUGCCUUCCUUUUUUCUAUUGAAACCCAGACAACCAUUGGGUAUGGGUUCCGCUGCGUGACAGAGGAGUGUCCAUUGGCCAUCUUCCUGGUGGUCUUCCAGUCCAUUGUAGGUUGUAUUAUAGACUCGUUCAUGAUUGGGGCCAUAAUGGCGAAGAUGGCGCGGCCGAAGAAACGAGCUCAGACCUUACUCUUUAGCCACAACGCUGUGAUAGCCAUGAGGGAUGGCAAGCUCUCCCUUAUGUGGCGGGUGGGAAAUCUGAGGAAAAGUCAUAUUGUGGAAGCACACGUCAGGGCCCAGUUAAUCAAGCCUCGGAUCACUGAGGAAGGAGAAUACAUUCCCCUUGACCAGAUCGAUAUUGACGUGGGUUUUGAUAAAGGGUAUGACCGCAUAUUCCUGGUUUCCCCUAUAACUAUCCUGCAUGAGAUUGACGAGGGAAGUCCACUGUAUGGUAUCAGCAAACAGGACUUGGAGGUGGCCGAUUUUGAGAUUGUGGUCAUCCUUGAAGGCAUGGUGGAAGCCACAGCGAUGACCACCCAGGCACGCAGCUCAUACCUGGCCAGCGAGAUCCUCUGGGGUCAGCGAUUCGAGCCAGUGCUCUUUGAGGAAAAGGACCAGUACAAAGUCGACUACUCACAUUUCCAUAAAACCUACGAGGUGCCCACAACCCCCCGUUGCAGUGCCAAGGAUCUGGUGGAGAGCAAGUUCCUCGUUCCCAGCACGAACUCCUUCUGCUAUGAGAAUGAGUUGGCUUUCAUGAGCCGGGAUGAGGAUGACGAGGGCGAUGAUGAUGACAGCAGGGUGUUGGAUAACCCCAGCCCCAACAGCAGCCGACAUGAAUUUGACCGGUUACAGGCAACGUUAGCUUUGGAUCAAAGAUCUUUCAGAAGGGAGUCUGAGAUAUGACCUUUGACUGUUACUGUGACCCUUUUGUCAAAAUAAGCAAUGGGAUUCUGAUCAUCAUGAGUGCCAUAAAAGAAGCUGCAGCAUAGAAAUCGGUGAAAAUUUGAUUGUAAUGGUGGAGGGAAUUCUCAAAUAUGAAGCUAAUGAUAGCUGCAAAGCAACAGAAUGAGUUAGCAUUCAAUGUGAGUAAAGAUAGAAUUAUUAUCGUCAUGCUUUUAAGUGAUUAUGUAACAUUAACAAUUACCUUUCCAAUGGAUUUAGACAUUAAUGUAGGAAGUCAAGCAACUGGUUACAGCAAGAUGUUGGAUGUGAAGUACUUUAGAAUGUGUGCAACUGUGAGCUUUAAGGAGAAUAGAUCUAGAACAGAACCAUGACGUUUAGACUUGCAAAUAGACCUUUCAACUUGUCAGACCAGACUUAAUACUCCUUAGGGUUUUCUUCACCAUUUGACAUUUUACUUGAAAGGAAGUAUCUUUGUGUCAGCUGGCAGAUGAACAGAGAGCAGAGAUGGAAUUACCAAGCAUCAAUGCACAUCAAGUCAGCCACAGAGUGUGUGUGGCUUGAAGCUGGCCCGCACAAUUACCUGUGCACUUAACCAGUGUGAAGAGCUAGACAUUGUACGAGGUGAAAAUUGCACAAAGCUCCUGAGGCGUACAAAAAAAGGUAUCAUUUGCGCGCGAUUUGUCACAUCAAUGUCGCUCAAGCAGAGUACAUUUUUGUAAAAUCAAAGAUCUUUAUCUUUAAAUACAAAUUGCUUCAUAAGAUAAUAUCACUGUACAGAACUUAGCUAGACUGAGUUCUAUUAUAUAUAAUGUAUAGACCUAGCUAAGGAGAAAGAUGUUCCCAUAUAUUUUAUAUAUACAUGCAUACACACACUCACAAAUGCACACACAUUCACUAGCACAUUUAUACACAGGCACAGGCAUGCAGACACACAGUCACGUACACAUCUACCCACCUGCAUACACACGAAGACACACACACACGCAUGCACGCACGCACGCACGCGCGCGCACACACACACACACACACAAACACACACACACACAGAGGCACUCACACUGUAUAGUUGGGAAGAUUGGUGUUACAUACUGUAUAGACCUAGCCGGACUGAGUGCUAUGGUUAAUUACUAUCAGGGAGUAAAUUAAAGGGAAUGUCUGAAGGUAGAGUGUUUCUCCACUAGAAAGAAAUCAAAGGAAUAAGACAUUAAGGAUCCAUUCCAAGUCUGUAUUGAUGGUAAAUGGGAGCCUUGGUGUGAGAAUUGAUAUAGUGUCAUAGCCUUACAUCAAGCCUGUUAGUGGAGCUCCAUACUGGGAAUUGAACCCAACAAAAUAACUCCCAUAAUGUCCUUUCCAGAAUUUUGAUCAAUAUUCCUUUUUUUACAAAAAUGCCAAAUUAUGUGGAGACUCUCUCCUCAGGUUUUUCCUCUCUGCCAGGCAGUUCUGGGAUCAUCAGCAGUGAGGUGGGUACUUAGAUACCCCAGGGCAACCUCAGAGGCAAGAGGACCCCAGCUUCAGAAAGAUCUGAGAUCUGGUCUAUCGCCACAGGGGUCCAUGAACUGAUGGUACACAUUUCCUCACCUGUUUUGGGGUCCAGCAAAAUGGACUAAUGUUCAACUUCCAUUGAUUUUAUUUUUUAAAAGUUAUUCUCUCAGAAUGAGCAUCACUGGUAUUGAUUGUCCAUCCCCAAUUACUCUUCAGAAGCUGGCUGCAAGCCUUCUUACACUGAUGCAACCAGUGGGUGAAGGUGCUCCCACAGUCACUGUGGAGAGGCUUCAGAAUGCACAGGCCCUUUUGUAAAGAGCAUCAUCUGAAAAUUCAGGCAGGUGAUGCAUGAAUAGGAUGGUACUUCAAGGUACUCUUUCCUGCCUGGGUUAUCCAACCUCUUUAAGCUUUUGUUGAUUAGUGGCACUCUUUAGCAUUUGCCAUGCCUUCUGAGAAGGCACUGUCUUUGACACCUGUUGUGUGAAAUCCUUGUACCUACUAUAGGGGUGUGAUACCACGGGAACGUUUGUGGCUUGUCUCACACUAGGUAACCAUGGUGACAGCAUCAUCAGCUUCUCUGCUGCAGCCUUGCACUUGUGAGACUGUAUUAAUUGCUUUGACCAUCAAUUAUGCUAGACAACCUCCUUGUUUUGGAUGUAGCCAAUAAGCUUAACCCAGUGUUCCCGUUAUUUUAGUUUCUUUCCUCUUUAAUUUUUGCGAUACGUCUCAGCAUAGAAGCUUGUGAUUAAAAAUGGUAUUUCUCUUAAAGGGAUAAGGUGAACUUUGACCUCUGUGGAAGUCUUCCUCUUCACCCAGAUUGUAAAUGUAAAGAAUGACUCUGGGUUCUGUUUUAUUUUAUUGGAUGAUCAAAGAAUUUACUAAAUUAAAAAGAAUUCUAAUACAAA
Pristis pectinata (smalltooth sawfish) is the source of this 3730-nucleotide messenger RNA. Its product is annotated as ATP-sensitive inward rectifier potassium channel 12. The record is from RefSeq and is a predicted model, not a curated record. Gene Ontology annotation, biological process: regulation of monoatomic ion transmembrane transport; potassium ion import across plasma membrane. The transcript has a single exon. The coding region runs from base 45 to 1343 and encodes 432 amino acids. Gene Ontology annotation, cellular component: plasma membrane. Lineage: Eukaryota; Metazoa; Chordata; Chondrichthyes; Rhinopristiformes; Pristidae. Gene Ontology annotation, molecular function: inward rectifier potassium channel activity.